Molecule: messenger RNA, 1187 nt
Organism: Clarias gariepinus (North African catfish)
Lineage: Eukaryota; Metazoa; Chordata; Actinopteri; Siluriformes; Clariidae
Gene: chrnb3b
Product: cholinergic receptor nicotinic beta 3 subunit b
Exons: 4
Coding region: 19-1182 (387 amino acids)
Biological process (GO): monoatomic ion transmembrane transport; signal transduction; nervous system process
Cellular component (GO): synapse; postsynaptic membrane; neuron projection
Molecular function (GO): transmembrane signaling receptor activity; acetylcholine-gated monoatomic cation-selective channel activity
Source: RefSeq, a predicted model, not a curated record
GAUGAGAAGAACCAGCUAAUGACUACUAAUGUGUGGCUGUGGCAGGAGUGGGUCGAUUAUAAACUGCGCUGGAACCCAGAGGAUUACGGCGGUAUCACUUUCAUCCGUGUUCCUUCGGAGAGCAUUUGGCUGCCUGACAUUGUGCUAUACGAGAAUGCCGAUGGGCGUUUUGUGGGCUCACUAAUGACCAAAGCUAUUAUAAAAUACAAUGGCGCUGUGACCUGGACUCCUCCAGCAAGCUACAAAUCUGCCUGCACUAUGGACGUGACGUUUUUUCCUUUCGACCGCCAGAACUGCUCGAUGAAGUUCGGCUCGUGGACUUACGACGGCACCAUGGUGGACCUGGUCCUCAUAAACCACCAGGUAGACCGCAGCGACUUCUUUGACAACGGCGAGUGGGAAAUUCUAAGUGCGACGGGCGCAAAGGGCAGACGGCAUGAUGGCAUGCUCUCCUACCCCUUCAUCACUUACUCCUUCAUCCUUAAGCGUCUUCCUCUCUUUUACACGCUAUUUCUCAUCAUUCCCUGCUUGGGUCUGUCCUUCCUAACCGUUCUGGUGUUCUAUCUUCCAUCGGACGAAGGCGAGAAGGUGACGCUGUCCACGUCUGUGCUUGUCUCACUCACCGUCUUCCUGCUGGUCAUUGAGGAGAUCAUUCCAUCUUCAUCUAAGGUCAUACCGCUGAUCGGCGAGUACCUGCUGUUCAUCAUGAUCUUUGUUACUUUGUCCAUCAUAGUGACCGUGUUUGUUAUCAACGUGCACCAUCGGUCCUCAGCCACCUACCACCCAAUGGCGCCGUGGGUACGUGAGCUCUUUCUACAGCGCCUGCCUCAGCUGCUGUGCAUGCACACGCACACCGAGCGAUACCUUUACCCCGAGCUGGAGCCGCACAGUCCUGAAUUAAAUCCACGCACCAGAAAAGCCCAACCAGGCCCCGAGGGUGAAGGUCAGGCUCUGGUCAACAUGCUGGAGAAGGCCACUUGCUCUGUCCGCUACAUCUCACGCCACAUCAGAAAGGAAAAUUUCCUUAGAGAGGUGGUGCAGGACUGGAAGUUUGUUGCUCAGGUGUUAGACAGAAUUCUUCUCUGGGUCUUCCUCAUCGUUUCUAUACUAGGCACCAUCCUCAUUUUCACUCCUGCUUUAAAGAUGUAUUUACUUUCUUCAUCUCCUCCUUUAGCUCCGUAAAGCAC